CCAUUUCUAUUUUUAAUUAAGCGCAACUAUUAUCUCAUGAAUCAUGUCACCAUAAACCCCCACCGGUAUACAAAGUCUAAUUGGCAAGAGUCGAACUCCGUCAUCCUGCAACUGCAUGUGCUUGCUGAAUGUUCUAAAAGUAGUCUAUCGCUUCAUCGUGUGGAUGCAUUUCAAGCAUUAUGCAAAGAUGUUGAGAGACGAGCACUUCUUGAGUUCAAACAUGGUCUCAUUGAUCGUGCAGACCAGCUCGCUUCAUGGGCUGGUCAAGAGAGCGAAUGUUGCAGGUGGACUGGGAUUGUUUGUGACAAUAUUACUGGUCAUGUUCAUCGUAUUCAUCUUCGUGGGUUUGGUGGUUAUUGUCGUGUUUUUGAUUACACUACUUCAAAAGAAUAUGAUGAAAUCUCAAAGCGUCGUUUAGGUGGGGAGAUAAGACCCUCCCUCCUAAAUUUGAAAAAGCUCGAGUAUCUAGACUUGAGCUGCAAUGAUUUUUCAGAGAUUAAUGUUCCUAGCUUCAUCGGUUCUCUUCAAAAUUUGAAAUAUCUUAACCUCUCAAGUUCAAGAUUUGGUGGCAUUAUCCCUCCUCAAAUCUGGAAUCUUUCUCGACUAGAAGUCCUUUCUCUUGGAAGUUUUUAUGAUGAUAGUUAUGGAUCCGAACUGACUCAAAUGUUGAACAUGCGGUGGUUGUCUAAUCUCCAUUUGUUGCGUCACCUGGAUAUGAGUGGCGUAGACCUAAGCGAAGGAGGUGACUGGCUUCAAGUGAUCAACACACUUCCUUUUUUGGAAGAACUACAUAUGUCAAAUUGUCUACUCACAAAUGUAUAUCACCAUGUUUCUAGACUUAAUCUAACAUCCCUUUCCUUGCUUGAUAUUUCCAAUAACUUUUUCGAAAAUACUUCCAUUCCUCAGUGGCUUUUCAGUAUAUCAAGUCUAGUUUCAUUGGAUUUAAGUCAGUGUAAUUUUCAUGGACAUAUUAGGAGUAGUAUGAUUAGCUUUCGUAACUUGACGUCUCUUGAGGUUCUUCAUGUAUCUGGGAAUGAUUUUAUAAAUUCUUCGUUAGUUUUAAAGGAGUUGUCUAGUAUAGGUAGUAAUCUCAUUUCUUUGGAAAUUCAAAGUUGUGGUCUUACAAGUUCUGUUUUAGCUUCCCUUCACAAUUUGACUUCUCUUCAAAGCCUUGAUAUGUCACAAAAUCAACUCAGUAAAAGAAUACCCAAAUCAUUUGGUUACCUUUGCAAUUUGCGACGUAUAGAUCUCUCAGGUAACAAAUUUCAAAAUAUGAGUUUUACAUCUCUUCUUGAGAGUAUUUUACAGUGCAAAUCACCUCGCGUGGAGUCAUUAUCUCUUGUUUACUCAGGUCUGUCUGGUCAUCUACCGGAUUCAUCAAUCGGAAGACUAUCAUUUUUGAGGUCAUUAUCAAUCAAAGAGAAUGAGAUCUCUGGUUCAAUUCCAAACUCAAUUGGACAAUUAUCGUCAUUGGAGACGUUAGAUCUGAGUGAUAACCAACUGAAUGGCAGCCUUCCUGAUAGCCUUGGUGUACUUUCUAACUUGACUUUUCUCGAUCUAUCUUAUAACUUGCUGACUGGUGUUGUAACUCAAGCUCACUUUAAAAAACUUGACAGACUAAGAGUAUUACGGGCAACAGGUAAUUAG
Messenger RNA from Erigeron canadensis, 1647 nucleotides. RefSeq names its product receptor-like protein EIX1. Gene Ontology annotation, molecular function: protein binding. The coding region runs from base 37 to 1647 and encodes 536 amino acids. The record is from RefSeq and is a predicted model, not a curated record. The transcript has 2 exons. NCBI's taxonomy places the organism in Eukaryota, Viridiplantae, Streptophyta, Magnoliopsida, Asterales, Asteraceae.